Rhipicephalus sanguineus (brown dog tick) is the source of this 3507-nucleotide messenger RNA. Its product is annotated as growth arrest-specific protein 1. The record is from RefSeq and is a predicted model, not a curated record. Gene Ontology annotation, biological process: regulation of cell cycle. Bases 1868 to 2788 code for a protein of 306 amino acids. Lineage: Eukaryota; Metazoa; Arthropoda; Arachnida; Ixodida; Ixodidae. The transcript has a single exon.
UAUUACACAUACUAACGCAGUCAGGCAGUCUGUGUAACAUUUUUAUGAGAGGCUUAAGUUGAAGCGUACAAGUGCUUGGGAACGUGCUGCACGUAAGAACAAUGGUUUAUAUCCCCAUGGCUUUUGAAGGCCUCAAUCACUACACCCACCGUUAUCUCCGGACAAACCAGUCGACUCCGUCUCAACGAGUGUUCAGUGAAAGGAAAUCUUUCUGGUGAUUUAUUGUUGAUCAAGGUAAAGAACACUACGUUUUUGAUUAGCUAAAAGACACUUUAUUCUUCCAUCAUGUCAGCCUUGGACUUAAUACAAGCACUGGAGGGCUUGGCGUACUGUGGCUUGACGUAGUGCUGUGGUUGCCCCAAGGUGCACCUUGUAACACUUUGGCACCUGGAACCUACUUUUCCUAUGAACAUUACCGUAUUCCAGUACUUAUUCCGGAAUGAUUUUGAUCCCUAAGGCGAAUUGACAAAUAGGUGCAAGGCAAGGUACAGUCGACAGUUUGUCAACCGAUGUGGAGCAAGAAACCACCAUCAAGAAUACUGAACGAAAGCCUCUGAAGCUCAAGCAGGAACGUGGUAAUAAAGCAUUAUUUAUGUAAUCUCUUCAGACAAGCUUUUAGCUCUCCUUAAGAAUUCGAGUACUGAACGGUCACCAACGGGAACGCGACUCGAAAAAAAAAAAAAGCCAUCGACCCGUUGUCAGAAACGAGGAAUGACUGAAGACACAUUGAACAUCUCGAAGCCUCUGAAUGGAUGGAUGGAAAUUCUAUUGUGAUCGAGUCGUAUUCCAUCACUGUCGUCAACGACAUCAAGAUCCUUCAUCGUUUUUGGAACAGGAUUUUCCGAUUCCAAUUUUGAUUUUUGCGAGAUCCGUGGUUCCUGCGAGCGCUUAUUCAAUUCAGCGGAUCACAAACGGAGUUGCCGCCGGGGGUGGUCGCUUCACCGACAAAAACUAUUUUCAAGUCUUAUUGACUUGGUAUCGAAAGAAGAAGGAAAUAUGCGCUGUAUAAGACAGGUCGCCAGGAAAUCGAAAUGAUAUUGCGAGAAUAACGUCUUCAAUAUAGAGAAAAGCUCUUACCGGGAACCGUUGAAUAAGAGAGGUCUCAGAAAAUCGAUAGGACGUUGUGAGAACGACGUUUUAAAGUUAGAGAAAACGUCCUAUGAAACCUGACAAAAGGUUGGGAAAGAGAGAGAGCGGCAUUCUUAGAUUGGAACUGUUCCUUCUAUUGUUGUAUGAACAAGAAAAAGCUAGCAAGUAGGUAAAAAAGAUAAAGGAACUUGGAGUUUCAACGUUCUUUUCUCUUUCAUUUUUUUUUACAAAGAGAGCUGUUAGACUUCAUGGGAUUGAGUGCGGUGUCUCAGUCGCUCCAGUGCUCCACUGCAGAGGACUUCGCUCGGAUCGGCUCAACUUACCAAGCAAUACAUUGAAGUGUAUGCCUCUGACAUGUGAAACGUCCAUCGUGGAUGACUCCAACAUGAAAGCUUCAGCACUCGAAUUGCUCAAAGGUAGACUAUUUUGUGAUAUACUUUCACAAACAAUAUCCGCGAAGAUGGAGGCGGAGUUGAAGCGCGGAUAAGCGCAGACAGACCUGCUCAAGUAAGUACGUGUGGUCGAAGCUUGCUUUUGAGAUGACCCGAACGUCUGGAUGUUGGAGUCCGGUGGCUCAGGGAUGAAUACAUUCGGUGUCAACAAGUUGUAAGGGUUUCCCUAGGUUCCUCGAGUCAGACGCUGUCCAGUGGAACACGGUUAUCGUAGUUUUGUCGAAACGUUUUCCGUGUGAGUCCCGAGCCUUCGACUUGAGCUCACGACGAAGUGCAUUCGAACGAGGACCAGUAACAUAUAGAAGAAGGUCGUUCAAAGCCUUCAAAUGCUGGGAAGUUCAGCGCGCCGCUUCUUCGGGCAAGACCCUGUACGGCGCCACCUGAUGCUCGUUCUUCUCUCUGUCCUCAUCGCUGCCGUCCUGGGCAGCGUACGGGUGGUCGCCGGCGUCGACUGCGGCAGCGGUGCCGACAUCAGUGCGCCGUUCUCCUCCACUCGAGCCGUUCCUAGACGUCGUACGGGGACGUGCGCCGACGCUGAACAGGACUGCAUCGGACGGUUGACCUGCGGCAUGGCCUUCCACGGCCACCGCCUGGACUGCAAGCGAGAGCUGGCUGGUCGCACGCCGGGUCGCUGCUCGGUCCACUGCCGCCAGUCUCUCGUCUCCCUGGCGAGCACCGAGGAAGGCUACGCCUACAUCGGCUGCGAGUGCGGCGAGGACGACUUCUGCCGGGCGUUGCGACUGCGGCUCGCUCCUUGCUGGUGGCAGAAGCCCUGCGCCGCGUCAACCUCGACAGCCAACGCGACGGGAUUCCAGCUGCCCCCCGGCGGUGGUCUGACGACUCUUUCUUCGCCGUCAUCGCCACCUUCGUCGUCGUCUUCGAGGCCGCAGUGUUCGCAGCUGGCCCAGGACUGCGUCGAGGACCCGGUGUGCUCGGUGGCGUGGGACUACUACCGCCGCUUCUGUCACGAGGUUCUGGACGGCGUCGCAGACAACUGUUCGACGCGGUGCCGGAACAGCGUACGCAUCCUGAUGCGCAUGGAGAAGGCUCACAGACUGCUGGACUGCGCGUGCGACGGACGCGUCACGCGGGUGACCUGCGGCAACGAAUUGAACCGGGUGCGUACCGCCUGCUUUCGCCUAGAUGGCAUACAUCCAAGUGGAGCAAGCGCGGGACUACUCAGUGCCGACAGUGUCGCCAGACGUACUGUUCUGUUGGUGCAUCUCUUGAUCCUUUUCGGUUGGUGACUUUCAGUGUGCGCGAAUGAGCGCCGCGAAGUUAAAUGUCUUUCUUCCGAUCUCCGCGGUGGUGAUUGUGGCUCAUAAUCUAGCAUGAAACUGAUUUGUACAGCUGUCGUUCGGUGUUUUCUCGUCUCUAUAUCCUCGUUCUUUGGCGAUGCAGCCAGCGAUGCUGUACCGUGCCAACUCGCCAAACUACCAAUCCCACUGAACUGAAACUAGUUGCCGACGGCGUAUGGCGACUCAUAGUCCCAGCGUGAGUACACAGUAUACGUUUUGUAAUGAACCGUACGCCAUUAUGUUUCUCUAUAGCCCCUUUAAUCUCGUGGGAGUUCAUUCUGUAAGCGCUCACUUGUAGCACACAUUAUGUUCCUAGUAUACUCUUGCCAAUGGCAACCCUGAAAAUACGAAGAAUCACCAAGCAGCGACAAAAGGAAACAUGCAGUAGCUACCCAGAUAUGCAGUUAAAUGCGUUGACGUGUUUACAAAGUAACGAAUACGUUUUUGAGAGCGUGUUAAAGGUUCUGUUGUAGGACACUAGGCAUAAUGAUUACUGGAAAUCCUUGAAGUCUCUUUAUAGCAUCCACUGUGGACACGUCUAUCUGAAUCAACUUUUUUUUUUCUUCAGCUGAACUUGCAUGCGUCUUGUCACAAAUUCAUUGUGCUUCCAAUCGUUCUUGCAUGUCCUUGGACUCCUUUCCUUGUAGACUGUGGUCUUGAAAUAAAUU